AUGACGGUCUUCGUCGACUCACUCUCAGAAACCUACGACGAUGCCGAUGGCCUCGGCUACAAUGACGAUUCAACCUCUGCCCCAUUUGCCAACAAAACACCCUACGAAUGCUCUCUGCUUCUCAAGCAAAUGUGUGAAGAAAACCCCGAGAACUGUUUCCAUGAUGGCGAUAUCUUUGCUAUUCUGGAUGAGCAGUCACUCAAAGAUGGCACGUUGCUGCUUGUAGAGGAACCCGAAGAGGGAGAUGGAGGUGAAGCGCAUUCGGUAAGAGCGGUUUUUGGAAUGGCAGAGACACAGAUGGCUUUGUGGGUGGCUGGGAAGACUACAAUAAGCGAGGCCAAGGAAAGGGCAAUGCAGACUGAAGAUGGUAUACUCAGGGUUGGCAUGGAUCUUUAA
Molecule: messenger RNA, 396 nt
Organism: Aureobasidium namibiae CBS 147.97
Lineage: Eukaryota; Fungi; Ascomycota; Dothideomycetes; Dothideales; Saccotheciaceae
Exons: 1
Coding region: 1-396 (131 amino acids)
Source: RefSeq, a predicted model, not a curated record